AUGUUCCGUUCAGCGGUAAGAGUCUGCGCCAGGCCUGUUUUGCCACUACAGCAAGCUUCUAGGCGUUUUGCAUCAGCAUCAGGCCCCCAAUUCAGCUGGGAGGAUCCUCUCAACGCAAGGAGUCUCCUAACCGAGGAUGAGAUAGCAAUCGCCGAGACCGCAGAGCGAUACUGUCAAGAACGUCUGCAACCGCGGGUACUAGGUAGGUUGUUCGCAGCCCCCCAACUGUAGCAGCCAAGCUUACAUAUUCCAAUAGAGGCAUAUCGCAACGAAGACUAUGACCCGAAAAUACUUGAGGAGAUGGGCGAGCUGGGCCUGCUCGGCGCCAACUUAGAAGGAUAUGGAUGCGCAGGCGCAUCGACCGUAGCCGCCGGUCUGAUUACUCGCGCCGUCGAGCGAGUCGAUAGCGGUUACCGAUCCGGAAUGUCUGUCCAGUCCUCGCUUGUCAUGGGUGGCAUUCACGAGCACGGCACCGAGGAGCAGAAGGAGAAAUUCCUGCCUGAACUAGCCAAGGGUAAGCUGCUCGGAGCAUUUGGGUUGACCGAGCCCAACCACGGCAGCGAUCCAGGCAGCAUGGAGACUGUCGCGAAGCCGCACCCGACCAAGAAGGGCUAUUAUUCUCUGAGCGGUUCCAAGACUUGGAUCACCAACAGUCCUAUUGCUGAUGUGCUGAUGGUCUGGGCAAAGCUACAGGAGACUGGAAAGAUCCGAGGAUUUCUAGUUGAGAGGAAGGAUUGCCCCCCGGGCACUUUGGAAACACCAGCGAUUAAGAAUAAGACCGCGCUGCGAGCUUCCAUCACUGGAAUGAUCCACCUGGACGGUGCCCCGGUUCCGGAAGCCAACAUGUUCCCACACGUGGAAGGCCUCACGGGCCCCUUCAGCUGCCUUAACAGCGCAAGGUACGGCAUAUCAAUGGGAGUAAUGGGGGCUUUGGAAGACAGCAUUUCCCGGGCUAGAACCUAUGCUCUCGAGCGUCGGCAGUUCAAGGGUAACCCGCUGGCCAGGUACCAGCUCAUCCAGAAGAAACUGGCCGAUGCAGUGACCGAUGCAGCCUACGGGACGGUAGCAUCUAUACAGGUGGGCAGACUCAAAGACGAAGGCAACGCGGUGCCUGAGAUGAUUAGUCUGGUCAAACGCCAGAACUGUGAUGCAGCACUUCGAAACGCAAGAAUUCUGCAGGAAAUAUUUGGAGGCAAUGCUACGAGCGACGAGUACGGCAUCGGGCGACAUGUUGCGAACUUAUUCGUAACCCAGACAUACGAAGGCCAAAGCGAUAUUCACAGCUUAAUCCUAGGAAGGGCUAUUACUGGCGUUCAGGCCUUUGUUUAGGAUACCCCCUUCUUCUUAGACACAAUAAUAAGAGAACAAUAAAUUAUUCUACGAUAUUUAGCUAGAUAUUGUAUUUAUUACGGGGUGAAUUGUUUUGAUACUGUGUCAAAAUCCAACCUGGGGGCCGUUCGUUGACUCAUCGUCUGGUGUGCCACAUACACCUAAGGGCGGACUUUCUCUGCGCCUCACCGGAGAGUUCAAGUGUGUAAAGUUAAAAACACUAAUAUAAGAUGUCAAACCCGACAUCUUUUCCCUUUCUAGCCACAACACACGAGCCUACGAAAGAAGAUGGAUCGCCUAGCCAAAGACCACAUUUUCUCUCCUGAAGAACUCGCCGCGGCCACUCCAGAGCAGAUUCUUUCACGCAUGCUGUCAACAAAGUCAUACAUUUCCCAUGAUAGCGUCCAAGAUGGUUUCCCUAAGCAGCGUUCUAUUGAAAUCGGAAAAGGCCAAUGCGGCACGAUCUUCGCCCUGAGCGGCACAGAUACAGUAGCGAAAAUCCCAAACUCUACUGAAAAAGUCGACCAGCUCUUGUCAGAUUUUCGGAUCCAUUACCUUAUCAUCCAAGCAAUGACCGAAGUCGAUACUAAGCUCAGGAUGGAUAUCAAUAUUCCAGAGCUUCAUUCAUGGGUGUCUCCAGCUAUUAAAACCUUUUGGGCCCAUUAUGGAUUACGUUCUCCCCAGGAUAUAGAUGCCACGAGCUUCGCCCUGGUCUCAAAUCGAGUAUUUCCUGUUCCUCUUCCAGUUCGAGAUGCUCUCGUGGACGUCCUUUGCCCGCCAGCGAUUCGAAAACAAAAGCAGGUUUUUCUAGCAAAGCCAGAGAAUCAAAACUGCCUUAUUCGCCUCUACCUGGGUCGUCGAGAGAUCACUAAGGCUAGGAAAAACAUUCAAAAUAUUCGACUCCAAAACUUCCCACUUCAUGUUAAUGAGAUGGAAGAUUUGGGGCUAGAUACUGCUUCAUUUGCGCAAGUUAUGGCUCAGACCCUCGCUAUUCUCCACUGGAAAGCUGGUGUUGAUGGCAAUGAUAUUGAGUUUAUCCUUGGAAGCUCACCUGAGUCAACGAGAUUGCCAUCACGAGCUGAGAUUAUGAAGGCUGAUAAAUAUUCUCUUGGAACUCUUUUCCGGUUUGACUUUGGUCGCCGGUCUAUCAGUCUCUGGGUAAUUGACUUUAACCAGUAAGUAUUGUUAUUUCUUAAAAUUUAUCAACACUACUAAUGACUUAAUAGGUGCUCUACUUUUGA
This is a messenger RNA of Clonostachys rhizophaga, 2570 nucleotides long. Lineage: Eukaryota; Fungi; Ascomycota; Sordariomycetes; Hypocreales; Bionectriaceae. The record is from the annotation of a GenBank genome assembly.